Leucoraja erinaceus (little skate) is the source of this 5373-nucleotide messenger RNA. RefSeq names its product acetyl-coenzyme A synthetase, cytoplasmic-like. Gene Ontology annotation, molecular function: AMP binding; acetyl-CoA synthetase activity. The transcript is spliced from 20 exons. Bases 1571 to 3799 code for a protein of 742 amino acids. The record is from RefSeq and is a predicted model, not a curated record. Lineage: Eukaryota; Metazoa; Chordata; Chondrichthyes; Rajiformes; Rajidae.
CUCUCACCGAUUUACCAUUUUUAAAGCGUCUCGUGCAAAAAAACCCCAACCUUCCAUUCUCCGGGAUACGCCACGGUUAAUUUUUGAUGCUAAAAACAACUUUGCAUCCCUUGUGAGGUAAAGAACAAUGGUGGGGAGCCGCGACUCCCAGCAUUCACCGGACGUGAUGGAUCAUUUGUGACGUAAUGUCUCCGAAGAGACUGGAAAGUUCUAGAAAAGGGAGGAAAAAAAGGAGGCUCUGCGGCGAUGGAGAGAAUACCGAGCAGUUGGCUCGCUUAAAAAAAGUCGCGUUUGUUUUAAACACAGCAGAUAUAAAGAUGGAUAAAUCUCCAGAACUGGAUGAAAUGUACCCAAGCUGUUAUGCAAGGCAAGCAAAGAGAUUGCUGGGGUCUUGAGAUUUCACAGCCAUCGUCUGCUUCGGAGAGGAAAGCAGGUCAGUGAUUGAUCACAAGGCCCCUCGGAGACUGUGUGUGAUUGGCCGCCGAGUGACCAGCGCAUUAUGUGAUUGGACACAAUGCACUUCGAGACAGCGGCUGAUUGGACGGGAGAAGACCGAUUUGUUGAUUGGACGGGAAUUUUAAGGGAAGCUGGUCGGUGAUUGGACACAACGCCUGUAGAGACAGCGGUUGAUUGGCCGCCAAAUAAUCGGGCAAAUAUUGACAAAUAGGAAAACAAUAAAAUUGUUUAAAAUUGUAGAAUCAUAGAAAUACAAAUAAAGUCUUUUAUAGACUUUAUAUCUCGAUGGUAGAAUGGAAAGUAAUCAAAAUGUACGCUUAAAAAAUGCCUGCGAGUUAAUGGACCAAACAGAUCUAAGCUAUAAUUUAAUAUAAAAUUGCAUACAUGUAAGCCUACAAGUAACAAACAAAAUGUGUAGAUCACCUCUGAAAAGUACAUGGUUGCAAUACUACUUGAUGCAGCCGUCCCCACAAAACGCCAAAUGAUUCCGGGAAUGCUGAGGCGAGAGGGAGUGAGAGAUCGAGAGAGAUCCAAAAGACGGAUUUGGAUCCCAACUACGCCUCGCUGAGACUUUGCCAGAAGUUUCAAACCUACGGCCCCCUCCAGUUCGAGCCACGUGGACCAAGAUACCACGUUGUAAACAACCACGUUCGCUACUUUGACUCAGAGUUCGCGUUCCGCCACCGUCCCGCCAGCGGUUUACAGCUGUUUGAUAUCCGCUUCAGGAAGGAGUGGGUGGUCUACGAGUUGAGAGUCCAGGAGAUGAACUCCGUUUACGGCGGAGAGAGAUGCCAGGUCUGAUGAGGGUCAAGUUCUUAGACAGUCAUUAUGGAAUUGGGAAAAGUUCUAAUGAGCUGGUGAUAGACGUGGACUGCCCUUACAGCGCCACUUUCCCCCACACUCUCCAUCUCAUGGAGACUGGAAACUGAAAAGUAGGGGAACGCCGUCCCCCUGCGUACCCCCCCUUCCCAUCACUGCAUUUGAUGCAUCUGAUGUGCAGUGUAGUGCAAAUAUACAUGUACUGUAUCUGCCAUGCAAUGUUCCUGUAAAUGUAUGUUCACUAUACCUGAUAUGCAUCGUCAUGCACGAGUACAUGUGCUGCAAGUAAUCUAUAAUGUCCUUACAAAUGGGCAUGUACUGCAGCCAUUCAGUGUCAUGCAAAUAUGCUGCAGCUGUUGUGUGGUGGCAUGCAAAUACGGGUGCUUUUAUUGGAUGUGCAUUUAUUCAUACAAAGACCUGGGUUUCAUCCUUACCCCAGGUGCUGUCUCUGUGGAGUUUGCACACUCUCCUUGGGACCUUGUGGUUUUUCACCACAUCCAGAGAGAAUAAAGGGAAUAUCAAUGAUGGGAUGAAGACCAGGAGUGAUACAAAUUAUGUUGGUACCGGGUGCAAAGAGUGGGGAAGGCUUGCAAUUGCAGUUGGUCUGUGGAGAAGAGAAUUUUGGGGUGAUCUUGCAAAAGGGUUUUACUGGAACAGCCCCCCAACUGGUGCCAUCCUCGAUUACAAUUUUGAUGUGACGAAGGGGGAUAUUUAUGUGAAUUUCAUGAAAGGAGCAACGACAAACAUCUGCUACAACCUUCUGGACAGAAAAAAACAAGAGAAUGAAUGGGGAGAGAAAAUAGCUUAUUACUGGGAAGGAAAUGAACCUCAUGACUGUUCCUUUAUCACCUACUCCCAGCUCCUGAAGGAAGUCUGCAAGUUCGCCAAUGUUCUGCGGAGUUUAGGUGUGCAGAAAGGAGAUAGAGUUGCCAUCUAUUUACCAGUGAUUCCAGAAGUGAUAUAUGCAAUGCUGGCCUGUGCAAGAAUAGGAGCUGUCCACUCAAUUGUGUUUGCAGGUUUCUCAGCUGAAUCUCUGUGUGACAGAAUAUUAGAUUGCCAAUGCAUAUUGCUGGUUACUGCAGAUGGUUUUUACAGAGGAGAGAAGCUGAUUAACCUAAAACAGAUUGCAGAUGAUGCUUUGGAGAAGUGUAAACGCAAAAAAGGUUUUGUGGUGAAAAGAUGCGUUGUGGUGCAACGCCUUAGCAACAAGCUGAGAAACAGCCAAGGACAACCCUGCUGUAACAUGCUGCAGUCAUCCUGGAACUCUGAGACGGAUAUGUUCUGGGACGCCCUAAUGAAGGACGCCAGUGAGCAGUGUGAGCCAGAAUGGGUUGAUGCUGAACAUCCUCUCUUCAUCCUCUACACCAGUGGGUCCACUGGGAAGCCAAAGGGCGUGCUGCACACUGUUGCGGGCUACUUAAUGUACACGGCAAUCAGUUUUAAAUACGUUUUUGACUACCACGCUGAUGAUGUGUACUGGUGCACGGCAGACAUUGGAUGGAUUACUGGACACUCAUACGUUACCUAUGGACCGCUGGCUAAUGGUGCAACGAGUGUACUUUUUGAGGGUCUGCUGCUUUAUCCGCAUGUGGGGAGGCUGUACGAGAUGAUCGAAAAGUACAAAGUGACGAAGCUCUACACAGCACCCACUGUCAUUCGAAUGCUGAUGAAGUUCGGAGAGGAACCCGUGAGAAAAUUCAACCUUGAGUCUUUGAAGAUCUUGGGCUGUGCUGGAGAGCCCAUUAACCCUGAGGCAUGGACAUGGUACCAUGACGUCAUUGGGAAUGGCCGUUGUCCCAUCAUGGACACCUUUUGGCAGACGGAAACGGGAGGUCCAAUGAUGACACCAUUGCCAGCUGCUACCCCUCUGAAACCAGGAUCUGCUACGUUUCCCUUCUUUGGCGUCCUCCCUGCCAUUCUGAAUCAACAUGGGAAGGAGUUGCAGGGAGAAGCUGAAGGAUACUUGGUAUUCAAGCAGCCUUGGCCAUCUAUACUGCGCACAGUGUACGGGGACAAUGAACGCUUCGAGACAACUUAUUUCAAACAGUUCCCGGGAUUUUACCUGACUGGAGAUAGUUGCAGGAGAGAUGUGGAUGGCUAUUACUGGAUCACAGGAAGGAUAGACGACAUGCUCAAUGUUUCAGGUCAUCUACUGAGCAGUGCGGAGGUGGAAUCAGCCCUGUCAGAACACAGUGCAGUGGCGGAGGUUGCAGUGGUGAGCCAUCCUCACCCCGUGAAAGGCGAAUGCAUCUACUGUUUUGUCACACUGAAGGAUGGAAGAGAAUUGACUCAGUCCAUUUCAGAUGAACUGAAAAACAAAGUUCGGCAAAAGAUUGGACCAAUUGCCACACCUGACUACAUACAGAAUGCACCUGGCCUUCCCAAAACCCGUUCAGGUAAAAUAAUGAGACGCAUUCUGCGGCAGAUUGCUUGCAAUGAGAAGGAACUGGGAGAUAUUUCUACUCUCAUCGACCCGACGGUUGUGGAUGUCCUCUUCAGCCAGAGAUGCCAAGCAGCAGCCUGAGGUGAUGUACAGCCAUGUCUAAGACCCAGGCCCACGGGAAAGUGAAGAGCCUUAUUUUAAUCAGGGCAUUAUACAGAUGUUAUACCUCAUCUGUGUACAUUAAGAAUAAACCCUUCCUCACUCAAAAACGUCUGUAAAUAUUGUCUUGCAAUUUAUGAUUACGACCCAAGAAAUUCCAUGGUUUCGAGAUCUCUCUCCUCGAACUGGGAUCUUAUUACUUGUGUUUGCAGGAAGAAGAAUUUCCUUUCAUGAGUCCUAACAUUAACAUUUAUUCGCAAAACACAAAAUGCUGGAGUAUCUCAGUGGGUCAGGCAGCAUCUCUGGAGGGAAUGAAUAGGUGGCAUUUGGUGUUGGGACUCUUCGACGGAUAAAGAUUUGUCCUGACUCGAAUCGUCGCCUAUCCACUCCCCCCACAGAAGCUGCUUGGCCUGCUGAGUGACUCCAGCACUUUGUGUUUUGCUCAAGAUUCCAGCAUCUGCAGUUCCUUGCAUCUCCAUUUACAUUUAGUAGUUUGACCUUACACUCCCUUUUUCUCUUUGUACAAUAAAGAUAAGCACGACAUUGAGGCAUAUGCAGGUUGAACCCAAGCAGGAGUCCGGGUCAUGAGUAAGAGAAAACAGAGAACCAGAAAAUCAUAAAAUUAUAUUUGUUCAAGUGCCUAAAGGGCCUGUCCCACUGUACGAGGUAAUUCAAGAGUUCUCCCAAGUUUCCCCUGAUUCGAACUCGGAGAAUUACGGUAAUAGCCGCUCAUAGGUACUCGGGGCUCUCGUGGACAUUUUUCAUCAUUUUGAAAAAACUUCACGAGCUUACCGCGUUUCCCGAGUACCUGCUGUUAGCGUUACGAGCUGCUAAGAUAUGUCCCGAGCUCCGACGUACCCGCUACGUACAUUCUACAUACUUACCACGAGUUUGAUUUUUUUUUAAACUCGGGAGAGCUCUUGGGUAAACUCGUAUAGUGGGACAGGCCCUUAUCAAUGCAGGCUGCCCCUACAUCAAUAUUUCUGAGAUCGAUUGACUCUUUCAUGACUCUAGGGGUUACAUGGAAGUUGGAAAAUUUAGGGAAAAGUUAACCUGUAAAUUUAAGAUACAAAAUUGCAAACUGAAUGCUCAAUUGCAUUCAAGAAUGGAGACGCAUUAUAAAUUAUUACUGUUGUCAAAUUAUUUUAACAACGUUGAAAGCUUUUGAGAAAUAUAUGCAUUUGUGUUCAAACUCCUCCAUGACCACAUCCCGAUCUGCCUCUGAACCGCCUAAGCACGACAAGCCUUCAAAAUCUCUGUGUUCCUCCAAUAUUUGUUCGUGCCUAAAGGAGCACCUAUUUCUGCUCCCUACUGUAACCGCUUCACAGCUCCUAGCUAUGCCUUCACCUGCCUUGAUCUCCAGACCGGACAAUCCGUUCUUGUUUCUGUCCCCUGUCUGAAGAAGGGUCCCAACCCGAAACAUCUUCUAUCCAUGUUCUCCAGAAAUGCUGCAUGACCCCUGCUGAAUUACUCCAGCACUUUGUGUCUUUUUGGGGGGUAAAUCAGUUCCUUGUUUCUAUAAGUCCUUCUCAAACUUCUCCACUUCUAUACUUCUC